AUGGCCGUCCAUCAGGCAGCCCCUCCCGUCUCCGGACUUGACGCUGCGUUUCCCCUUGAAAAAGCACCAGUGCAAGUAUCGGCGCAAGAGAUUGAGUCGAUCGGACAUGAACUCACCAGCCCGUCGACGGACAAGACGGGAAACUUCCUUGUCGUCUCGCCCUACACCGAGAAGGAACAUCUUCUCGACCUGAGAACACUCGACACGGAAAACGCACUGCUCGCCCAAGCCCUCGUUCACAUGCAAUGCCUGCGGCCUGAUUACGCCACGGCCCCCUACGUUGACACAUUCAACUGGCCCGAGGUGGUCAAGGAGGUGUCACGACUGGCACGGCAGCACGAGCACCCAUGGAAGGAGACCUCGUUCUAUAUCGUCGUGUUCCGGUCCCAGAUCCCACCGACCACAGUGUACGCCGAGCUGGGUGCGUUGGACAAGGCAGCCCAUGCAGAGGCCACAGCCAGCGGCGGAUUCCUGAAAUACUGGUUCGGUAGCCCUGACAGGGACGGCAGAAACCUUGCUACCUGUCUGUGGAGAACCCCGGAAGAUGCAAGAAAAGGAGGAGUCGGUCCCGCCCAUCGACAGGCGGCGUCUGCAGCGCGACACUUGUACUCCCAUUGGAAGAUUGACCGGCAUAGGCUUAUCAUUCGAGACGACGUGCAAAGCUGGGAACUCAUUGACUGGGCUUGA
Molecule: messenger RNA, 687 nt
Organism: Anthostomella pinea
Lineage: Eukaryota; Fungi; Ascomycota; Sordariomycetes; Xylariales; Xylariaceae
Source: the annotation of a GenBank genome assembly